This is a messenger RNA of Prunus armeniaca (apricot), 1224 nucleotides long. Lineage: Eukaryota; Viridiplantae; Streptophyta; Magnoliopsida; Rosales; Rosaceae. The record is from the annotation of a GenBank genome assembly.
AUGGCGUCUGUUGACCCGUCGCUUACUAUGAGGGACCAUCUUUAUUCCAUAGAUGACAGAUUGAAAAUAGGGAGGCCGCCUCCUUUGCUCAAGAGUGCUGAUGAAGACAUAAUCCUUGAUGGAGAGCCAGUGCUGGAAGUUACUCUAGUAAUUUAUCCUACUUCCAUAUCGAGGUGCUGUAUAGAGAGAGACUUAUUUCCAGCAGUCCCCUUGUUCUUUCAAUAUCCAUGUGGCACCAGCAAGGGUUGGUCAGAAUGGGUUGACCGCGAGUUGAAGGACCCGUCUACCUGUGACAUCCUAAACCGGGCAGAGGUGCUGGACGCCAUCUUUAUUUCUAAAGCUUGUGACAUCCAUAUCGAAGCCAAGAUGCUCCGGCAUGUGGUUAGCCAACAUCCUUUCCAUAUCGUGCUUACUCCGGAUGAUGAACUAAAGCUUGAGGCCUUACGGAAGGGUGCCCCGUCUUCUCCUAGCACUUCCCCACGAUUUACCAAUUGGAUUCGGUUUUUUUUGGGAGAUGUCAACAAGAAUGAGCCAUGUCGUCUUGUAGUGCUUAUAUCGUUAUGGCUUGAGAGAUUUCUCUUCUGUGAUUUUUCCCAAAAUUGUUUGCAUGAGCGGAAACCAAAUUCCAACACUCGCGUGGAGGAGCCGAAUGCCUCAGGCAUGCCUCUCGAAUUUGUUAGUGACCAUGAGCGGCAUGUUGACAUUGAACCGGUUGUGCCCACCUUUGAGGACACGGCGGGUUGCUCAUCGGAGGCUGGCCUUGGCCCUCCUUUUAUAGCUAUUGACACUGCGCAGACUGUUGGCAAGGUCGAGAAAAUAUCACAAGGUGCGGAGAAUACACUUCCUACUCCUCCUCUUGGGACGUCCAGCGUAGCUGCUGACACUUCUCUGUACCUUCCAGCAGCUCAGCCGCCUGCUCCUCCUUCCCCAGGAACAUCCGACAUGGCUGCCAGCACCUCUUCGCAGCUUCCAGCGGUGCUACCCCCUAUUCCUCCUUGCUUGGGCACAUUCGACACAGUUGUCGGCACCUCUUCACAGCUUCCAGUAGUGCUGCCUCAUACUCCUCCUAUCCUAGGCACAUCCAGCACAGCUGCCGGCACCUCUCCACAACUUCCAGCAGUGCUGCCUCAUGGUGAGAUCUUUGAUGAUAGCCAUAAGGAUGGUGAUGCUCCUAUCAUAGGUACCUUUGAGGGGCAUUUAUCGGAGAAAAGCAUGUCUUGGUAG